This is a messenger RNA of Malania oleifera, 1269 nucleotides long. RefSeq lists its product as uncharacterized. The transcript is spliced from 5 exons. Lineage: Eukaryota; Viridiplantae; Streptophyta; Magnoliopsida; Santalales; Ximeniaceae. The record is from RefSeq and is a predicted model, not a curated record. Bases 200 to 922 code for a protein of 240 amino acids.
CACCCAAAAAUAAAUAUCUCUCAUGGCAUGUUUACCAUAUAAUGGCAUUUCUUUAAAAAAUUUCUCCAAUGCCAUUUUGUUUGGGGGGUAGGAAAUGCACAUGCUUAAAAUUUUCUCCAUUACCAAAUUUUCCAUUUUUUAUGGUCCCAAAAUACCGGGGCCAUUCCAUAUAUGUUUCAACUGAACUCUCUCUCUCUAAAUGGCAGCCAUUUCUUCUUUCAUUUCCACUGCUCCCAACCUCAAUUCCCACUGCGCUCGUGUCUUCUUUCACCCAAAUCACAGUGGCAAACUCCGCAAGCUCCGAUGCGCAGGAGACAAUCCCGCGAGGGAUUCAUCAACCAACAAGGAAUCCCAGUCCGAGAAUGUGCUGCUCAAGGCGGCAUGGUACGGCUCCGAGCUCCUAGGGAUUGCCGCUUCUUUCUUCCGUUCGCCAACGAAUGCCGAAGCUCCCACGCACGUGCUUGGGCUCUCCGAUGAUGGGUCGGGCCCUGUUAAUCGUGCCGUGGUUGUGGAAACUAUUAAAGAGGACUUCCAGAGGUCAUAUUUUGUCACAGGAAACCUGACACUCGAUGCUUAUGAAGAUGAUUGUGAAUUUGCUGAUCCAGCUGGUUCCUUCAAAGGGCUUAGCCGUUUUAAAAGGAACUGUACAAACUUUGGGUCCCUUCUAGAGAAGUCAAGUAUGGACCUUACAAAGUGGCAAGAUCUUGAGGACAAAGGAAUUGGACACUGGCGUUUUAGUUGCAUCAUGUCAUUUCCUUGGAGGCCAAUUCUUUCUGCUACUGGGUACACAGAAUACUAUUUUGAUUUGCAAUCUGGGAAAGUAUACAGGCAUGUGGAGCACUGGAAUGUCCCCAAAAUGGCUCUACUCAAGCAAAUUCUAAGGCCUAGCCGGUGGUUUUGGGCCAAGAGAGGAGGUGGUUGAAAUUUGUUACAUGAUCCUUCAAGCCAAGCACUGUUUCAACGAGCAGUACAUCAUAUCUGCGGAUGUCAGACUGGAUUAGUUUGUAUAUGCCAGAUCUCUUCAUGAAGGGGAAUUGCAUACUCUUAGUUAGCUGGUAGACAAACAUUGUAUAUCGAACCUAAACAUUUUGAAUUUUCAAUAGAGGUAUUAUCCCACUAGUAUAUUUUAACUUCUAUCAGAGGGCAAAAUUUAGUCCAUGCAACCAAUACUUGCACAUCUGCCUAUGCUGUUACUGUAUGAGCCCUUCAUGAUCUUUGUGUACAUGGUUUACAGAAGCUCUGCAACUAUAUGAUUUAUUUGUGAGUGUA